Tripterygium wilfordii is the source of this 1109-nucleotide messenger RNA. RefSeq lists its product as uncharacterized. The record is from RefSeq and is a predicted model, not a curated record. Lineage: Eukaryota; Viridiplantae; Streptophyta; Magnoliopsida; Celastrales; Celastraceae. The transcript has a single exon. Bases 257 to 775 code for a protein of 172 amino acids.
GUUCGAAUGCUUAAACAGUAUUUUAAAUAUAUUGUACUGUCGAACCUCACGAUUCAGCCUGAGAUCUUAAUCAUUUUCGUUCUUUUUCUCUCUCGCACUCUAUCCAUGCUUCCCACCCGAAACCUGCGACAUCGACUGCUCUCUACGCACCUUAACCGUUCCCUUCACCUUCUUCUCCGGUCAUCCACCGGUAACCCAUCUUUUUGAUAAAAACUUCAUCACACACGAGUCUCAUCUACAGAGCUAAGAAGUAGCCAUGAAGGGUCUGACCAAGCUUGGGAUCUCACUCACAGUAGUCUUCGCAGUUUGUCUGAUAGCAUUAAUAAUCGAUCUAUUCUACGUCCUCUGGCGACGGCGAAGUUUACGGCGACGUAGCAGUGCUGUAGAGUAUCCCGAUGAGCAGUUGUACUCGCCGUCCAAAGAGCUGCUCUACCUUUUCUGCUGGAAGAGCCAGACACGUGUCGAUCCCGAAGCUGUUCCGCAACAGUCGGAGUCAGGUGAUGAUGAGCUGGCGAGGUGGGAGAAGAUCUACGGACCGUCUAGGAUUCUAUUCACCAUCAAGGAGGAGGAGAGGGAGGAGGAUGAAGCUGAUCAUAACCGUUGGUCUGAAGAGAAUGAAGUAAGGGAGGCACGUGUUCGUUUGGAUGAUCAUGUGGUUGUAGUUGUUCCUACUGACGUUGACGAUUCGACGCCGUUUUCAACACCCUGUGCCUCUCCUCCCUAUUAUACGCCAUCACCUUCUCCUCCUCGAGAAAAUGUAGUUUUAGACAUUUAGCAGGCGAAAGGGUGUUGAAGAGGAGGAGAGAGUUAACGAAGUGGUGUCGUUUAUGGCUGGACCGCAGUUCAGAACAGGCGACAAAAGGCUGCCGGCGGUGAUUACUCGGCGGUGUAACGGUUGGUUUUUUGGUUUAUUUACGCAUUCAAUUCAGUUUAAAUGGAUUUGACGGUUAACUAUUUUUGCUUUUUACUAGAGGUGUAACCACCGUUCUGAUAGUGUCACGUAUGACUAAGGGGCAGUAAAUAUUAAGGUGUCUGUGAUCUGGCAGGAUCGUGACCGUUUACUUUUGGUCUAGAAUCUGAUAAAUCAAUUGUGCAUCUCUUUUGGGAAA